AUGUCGGACGAAACAAAAGACACUGACCAGCUGCCUCCGAGCACUGUGGCGGAGCCGAGCCCCGAGAGGCCGAAGCCGAAGCACGAAUUCCCCAAGUCGCAAGUAGGAAAAUUAUGGGAUGCGUUUGGGAGCCCCGAACAGCCGGCCAACGUCCUCCCGGGGGCACGGUAUGAUUCGACGGGGCGGAAAUCCGAGGAGGAAAAACCCUCGAUCAAAGAUGCGUUGAAGGGGCUCUCUUUUGGGAAUGUCACGUCUUUCUACAAGGUGCCUUGUGCGCGGGAAUCGUUGAUGCUGGCAAUCGGCGUGGCGUUCGGGAUCGGUGGAACUAGGACUAUACUUGGAGGCUUACGACGAUUGGAGUCCGCAUGCAAUUGGGCCGUCGGGUCGGGUCUGGCGACGGCCACGACGUCAUAUUACUUCUGUCAGAGACGGCGACAGCAGGAGCUGAGUGGGAUGAAAGAGGCAGUUGAUUUGAUGCGAGACAUCAAGUUGAAACGCCAACGGGAGAAAGACCAGAAGAAGGCAGAGGAAGAGGCCGCUGCGGCACGGCUAGCGGAGGAAGAGAGGCGACGGAAGAGCUGGACGAACCUCGCCAACUACAAGUUUUGGUGA
This is a messenger RNA of Penicilliopsis zonata CBS 506.65, 612 nucleotides long. RefSeq lists its product as hypothetical. Gene Ontology annotation, biological process: mitochondrial respiratory chain complex IV assembly. Bases 1 to 612 code for a protein of 203 amino acids. The transcript is spliced from 2 exons. The record is from RefSeq and is a predicted model, not a curated record. Gene Ontology annotation, cellular component: mitochondrial inner membrane; mitochondrion. Lineage: Eukaryota; Fungi; Ascomycota; Eurotiomycetes; Eurotiales; Aspergillaceae.